AUCUACCUCUAAGUCACGACGAAGUAACUCCAAUUGACCUCGCCAGCAUGAGGCCAACAGCUCGUGUGUUUGCGCGCUACCUGGAGGCCGGUACCCCUACCGGUCUCACCGGUCUCUGGACACAUGCCACCCCCAGAUCGACCCUCCUCUACCUCUACGGAACGACCCUCAACAGGCUCCAGAAAGUCCCCGAGAACUCCAUGUACCGCCAAUCCGUCGAGGCCGUGACAAAGCACCGCAUGUCACUUGUCGAGCAGAUGGUUCCUCCCGGAUACAACGAAUGGGCGGCCCGCGCCAAGGAGCUCGUCAGCAAGAACUCGUCACAGUUCCGCGUUUCCAGCGGCCGCAUUGACGGCAGCGAAGCUCACACCGUCAAGCUCGGCGACAAGGUCUUUGUGGUGGGCCGAAAGCACGAGGCUAGCGAUGUCCGAAUCGAGGAGUGGGACGGCGAGGAGGAUGAGGGUUCUGAGUACGAGGGUAUCCGAACACUCAAGGAGCGAGAGGACCAGGCUACUUGGGCGGAGCGCAAGCCCCUCGAGGAUCACGAGAAGGUUGAGUGGGAGGAUGAGCCUCAAAUGACCGCUGAGCAAGUCCACGAGCUCGAGCAGAAGAUCGGAGCUGGUCUUAUUGAGGAGAUUAUCCAGGUUGCCGAGGGCGAGCUCAAGCUGGUUGAGACUAUGGAGAAGACCAAGGUCUGGGAGGACCUUGACGAGAAGCCUGUCCCUGGCCAGUGGACUUACUUUGACCGAACCUAAACAAAGCAGCUGACGAACGGGGCAAUUGUAAAAGUAGAGGAGGUUAUGUAUAUAGGAUGCGUGUGCUGGGCUUUGCGACUGGGUCAAAGAAAUGAAACAGAGCUUGAUUGAUCAUUUGCUUGUUUGCGAUGAGCCUUGAUGAUAACGAUAUCAGAUUUCAUCAAGUGACCGCAGCGUAUU
Messenger RNA from Fusarium graminearum PH-1, 935 nucleotides. RefSeq lists its product as uncharacterized. The coding region runs from base 48 to 755 and encodes 235 amino acids. The transcript is spliced from 3 exons. Lineage: Eukaryota; Fungi; Ascomycota; Sordariomycetes; Hypocreales; Nectriaceae. The record is from RefSeq and is a predicted model, not a curated record. Gene Ontology annotation, biological process: respiratory electron transport chain.